Merops nubicus (carmine bee-eater) is the source of this 402-nucleotide messenger RNA. RefSeq names its product zinc finger protein 36, C3H1 type-like 1. The record is from RefSeq and is a predicted model, not a curated record. NCBI's taxonomy places the organism in Eukaryota, Metazoa, Chordata, Aves, Coraciiformes, Meropidae. The transcript has a single exon. The annotation marks the transcript as partial.
UCCAUCACCCCGCCGCCCAUGCUGAGCGCCGACGACCUGCUGGGCUCCCCCACCUUGCCUGACUGCGCCAGCAACCCCUUCACGUUCUCCAGCCAGGAGCUGGUCAGUCUCUUCGCCCCCAGCAUGGGGGUACAGGUGCCCAGCGGGAGCUCCCCCACCACCUUCUUGUUCAGGCCCAUGUCUGAGUCCCCCAACAUGUUUGACUCGCCGCCCAGUCCUCAGGACUCCCUCUCUGACCAGGAGGGCUAUCUGAGCAGCUCCAGCAGCAGCCACAGCGGCUCAGAUUCCCCUAUCCUGGACACCUCAAGACGUCUUCCCAUCUUCAGCAGACUCUCCAUCUCCGACGACUAAUCUGGGGUUUCCUCUCGCUCCCUCCCCCAGCCUCUAUUACGAUGUUAAGCU